AUGCCCUCACUCUCCUCGCUUCCCCCGUCUGAGCGCGCUGCCUUCGCUACCACUGCGCGUCUCUUCUCCUGCCUCGUCACCGAGUCCCUCGUUCGCGCCCUCUACUUCCCUCUCGCUGGCUUCGAGGCGACCGGCAUCACCAUCAUUCUCUCCGGUAACACUUCCGCAAAGUCUCCCAAGGAAUGUCCGGUGUAUGCGUCAGAUGACGUGCUCGCCGUGAUUCCGCUGCGACACGCCCCCAUGUUCAAGCAUGACUCCUCUGACCCUCGAGCGCGCGAGAUCGGAUUGUUAGAUCCCCUCGACAUGCUACCGUUGGUCUUCGAAAUUUCCGGGUCCAAUAAUGGGACGCUCGAUCCUGAGCACGCAGAUCUAUCAACUGCGAUAUUGCGCAAGCUUUCCGGACCUGGAUGGAAGCUCUCAGACGCAACGAGGCUUGUCGUGUCUACGAGUCCGGUCUCACUGUGGGACAAAUUCGCUCUCAACAUCGACCUUGAGGCCGAUCUACGCGUCGACAUCGCCGAGGAGCUCGCCAACUCUGUCGUAUGGCAGACUUACUCCUACGAGCACCCUCCUCGGGCUCCGUCCCUCGAUUCCCAGAGCAUCGAUUGGGAACAAUCCAUCGUCGAAGGUCACCCUACGCACCCCAUGCACAAAACACGGGCUUUCUUACCUCCCAUCACGCCGAUCACGCCUGGGAGCUACGACCUGUACACUCCGCGUGUUCGGCUCAUUGCCCUUCCUCGAACGAGCCUGGAUAUCACCGGCGACUUCGAGAAAUACACGCAAGACAUACUCGACGGCGCUGCAAGGAACGCGCAAAAGCCGCUUGAGGUACCCGAGGGAUUUGUCGUCGUGCCCGUCCAUGAGCUGCAGGUGCAUCACAUCCAGGACAAAUUUCAGGAAGCCAAAAUAUUUCCCGAGGAGUUCAGCGUAGCUGCACGCGCACAACAGAGCAUACGGUCUAUGAUCCUACCGGGAACACUCACGGAUACGUCGCUCAAGCUUGGCGUCGGGAUCAAACUGACGUCCGCCAUCCGCACGAUCUCCCCAGCCUCCGCAUACCUCGGCCCUCGCUUCUCCUCGCAAGUCGUCCCGGUGCUGAAGAUUGAUCGAAGUAUUUUGACAGUCGCGCGAGAGCUCGCGAGCGUCGUGCAUACUCAUCCUAACGGGGAGAUCGCGAAGCACUGCGCUACGAUCGUGCGCGAGUGCCACGAAUAUGUGAGCGAAGAGCGCGGUGACGAGCGUCUCAUCGUCUGCACGGCACUCGUCGAGAGCGGCCACGCGGACGCGCCCUACGGCGUCCCAAGCGUCGUCCGCGUCUUCAAACUGGACACCGAAGCGAAGCGCAUCGCUUGGCUCGACGAGUACGUCACACCUCCUCCCACCUUCUUCCCCACUCUUGGCGCUCCUCCCUCCACCCCAGUUUCCCAGUUCGUGCGCGUCUUCUUCGCGGCCUUCCUCCCACCCAUGCUCGAAAACGGUGUUGGAUUCGAGGCGCAUCCCCAGAAUACGCUCGCGCGCUACACGUUGACGGAACCACCUCGCUUGACGGGGUUCGUGAUCCGUGACUUUGGCGGCCUGCGUGUGCACCCGCCGACUCUGCUCGCGUCCACGGGGGUCUCGCCUGACAUCGCGUCCGGGCACUCGAUCAUCGCGGACUCGCUUGACGAUGUGUACGCGCGCAUGUAUCACACCGUCGUGCACAACCACUUCCAGCAGCUCGUACGUGUACUUGGACUGCAUUACAACGGUAAGGGAUGGGCCGUGGUUAGGGAGCGCUUGAGAGAGGCUGUGCCCAUUGGCCAUCCGUUUGAAAAGGCGUGGUUGGACAAGGACGCGAAGACGGUACCCGGAAAGUGCUUCAUGAGGAUGAGAAUGGUUGGGAUGUACAGACACCAUCUCCACUACCCCUUUCCUAACCUUCUUCACUAUACAAGCGCGGAGGAAGAGGCGUCGGCGUAACUUGUGAGGAGAAUUGGAGUAACUUCAAUCGUGACGAAAGAGAAUUUCAUCCACUCAGCUUACGACAGGAUUCGUCCUCUUUGUAAUCGGAUACAGUAGUAUGCUUGGCAUAAGGAUUCUACUGUGUGUAGGUAGUUUGAACAACGGAUAGGCUUCCUGAG
Messenger RNA from Heterobasidion irregulare TC 32-1, 2123 nucleotides. RefSeq lists its product as uncharacterized. The record is from RefSeq and is a predicted model, not a curated record. The coding region runs from base 1 to 1962 and encodes 653 amino acids. The transcript is spliced from 6 exons. Gene Ontology annotation, biological process: siderophore biosynthetic process. NCBI's taxonomy places the organism in Eukaryota, Fungi, Basidiomycota, Agaricomycetes, Russulales, Bondarzewiaceae.